UAUUAUGGGUAAUGUCGGUCAGGUAUGGUGGAAUGGAGCCACACUUACUAACUUAUACAUUGUUUCUUCCACAUCGUUAGUUUUUGACAUUUUUGAAUGAUUAAGUUCACAAGUAAACGAUACACAAAACGAAGAGGAGCGUCUGGAGUUGUUCUAUUGUUGUUGCCGCAGCGAGCGGGAGCCGGAGGUGACAUGGAGCGUUAUGAAUUUCUAGGUCUGGUCGGGAAGGGCAGUUAUGGCACGGUGCUCAAGUGCCGCCAUCGCAUCUCAGGCCGCCUGGUUGCCAUCAAAAAGUUCCUGGACUCUGAUGAGGACAUUGCAGUGAGGAAGAUCGCUCAGAGGGAGAUCCAGCUGCUCAGGAAACUACACCACGACAACCUGGUAAAUCUUCUAGACGUCUGGCAGCGUCGCCGCCACUGGUAUCUGGUCUUUGAGUUUGUUGAGCGAACUCUCCUGGAUUAUUUGGAGCAAAAUAUCCUCGGACUGGACCUGAACACCUGCCGGCAGUGCUUCUUUCAGGUCCUCAGGGGAGUCGCCUUCUGCCACCAGCAGAAUGUCAUCCACCGUGACAUCAAACCUGAGAAUGUUCUUAUCUCUAGGGGAGGUGUUGUCAAAUUGUGCGACUUUGGCCUGGCGCGCACCGUGGCCUCCCCUACCAGGGGCACAGCCUACACUGACUACGUGGCCACGCGUUGGUACCGAGCCCCUGAACUGCUGGUGGGGGACACCAAGUACAGCAAACCAGUAGAUGUGUGGGCUGCGGGCUGCUUGCUCGUCGAGAUGCUGACAGGCCAGCCUCUCUUUCCUGGAGAUUCAGACCUCGACCAAAUAUACCACAUUGUAAGGUUAUUCGAUGACCUGACAGCUCAUCACCAGGAGUUAUUCCACAAGAACCCCACAUUUUCUGGCGUUAGCCUGCCAGAACACUUCAGCAGAAUGCCUCUAGAGCAGCACUUUCCUCUGGUGUCAUCAAAAGCUUUGAAUCUGGCUCAGGAAUGUCUCCAGAUGGAUCCGGAGAAACGAGCUCGGUGUUCAGAGCUGCUGGGACAUUCGGUGUUCACCCACGACGACUUCCAUGUCAGGUUUUUGGAUGAGCUGAGAGCCAGUAUCCAUAAACAGCACAGAGAGAACUCGAUCCUCCCAAAGAUCAGCAAAGCCUCAAAACAAGAAAGAGACCAAGUUGAUGACCAAAGUCGAAGAGGAAAAUAUUCUAAAAAGACUAUUAAAGAUGUGCAGGACAAGAAAAAAAUCAGGAAGGAAGACGAGAAGGUGGUGAAAACAAAAGGCAAGCAACAUUCAAAGCAGUAUGGAACUAUUCAGAACACAUUGGAACCCAAUGCUACCAAAGCCCCCAAAAUAUUAGGAUCAAGGAGUAUGGAUAAUGGAGUAAAGAUGGCUGCCACCAUGAAAAAUAGAGCAGGACACAAUUCAGUUCUUAAAUCAAAAGACCACAUCAGGGCUUCUGGUGUGACAAAGACCUUUGACUUGUCCUCUAACCAAACAAAUACCGCCUCAAACGUUGUUCCAACGUCCAAUCAGCACACAGCUUCCUCAAAUGGCAUUUCAAAGACUCUCACUGUGUGCCCCAAAGUUACGAAGGACGAUCCCGAACCGGCCAAACCUCCUUCAGCUAAACCCUCACAAAAUGUCUGCAGACUUUUAAGGUGCCUUUCACCUACUACAGAAUUUAUGGAAGAAUAUUCAAUAGACAAGACGGUCAGGCAGCAAAACCUGCUGACCAAAGCUGCUCAAAGUCACCUUCAGGCACCUCAAACACCUAUAAUCCCACAACCCGUAAACAUCUUAUUAAAUGAAGACCCUAAAGCCAUGUUAAUGGAAACUGAAAAAACAAUAGCAGGCUCAGAAAAAGAGAACAGCUCCAGGUUUUGGGCGGGACAAGCCAGAAAGACAAACAGGAGCUUUCCAGAAAUAAGGGACUACUCAAAAGCAAAUGCAUGCACCAUCUUGGAUCCGCUUUCAGUCACUGUGACACCAGAUCCCAGGUCUUCCACUCAAAGCUUUGCCCUUUACUCCAACAUUGAUAAUGCACAGCUUCGCGUGGCGAAGUUGGUAGAGUGGCUGUGCCAGCAAUCGGAGUGUUGCUGGUUACUGGGGUUCAAUUCCCACCUUCUACCUUCCUAGUCACGUCCGUUGUGUCCUUGGGCAAGACACUUCACCCUUUGCCUCUGAUGGCUGCUGGUUAGCGCCUUGCAUGGCAGCUCCCGCCAUCAGUGUGUGAAUGGGUAAAUGUGGAAAUACUGUCAAAGCGCUUUGAGUACCUUGAAGGUAGAAAAGUGCUAUACAAGUAUAACCCAUUUAUUUAUUUAUUAUUCAUUCUCUUCAAGUGGACGCCACCCCUUCCCCGGGUCCACCCCCUUCAUCAUUAAUGCCCACCCUUCUCAUCCCUUCUUUGACAUGCCGUGCUGACAGCGGUUGUCUGGAAGGAAGAUCCCAACCUGAAGCACACAAUCUCUGGUGGAGGCAUCACAGUGGCUUUUACUGUCAGCCACUUCAGCAACCUCAGGGAACACUUGCAGCACAGGUGACACAGCUCGCACAUCCUACCUGUGCACAUCCCAAUGGUUCAAAACAUCUCCUCCCAUAAGUGGCGGCGAGAAGCUUAUUCCCAUUAACACACUGUUCCAAAAAGAACAGCCGUGGAGACUGUGCGGUGUCCAAAAGAAAGUCAGCUGUUAAUUUCCCUGAUGUAAGGAGCUCAGCACGGCUGGAGGUCAGAGAGAGAGAAUGUACGACAUUACAGAAAUACACAAAAAUAUGAGCACAUUUUCACUUUUUGUGGUCCACUGAGUUUAAUCUUACAAAACAAAAGUAUGCACUCCUCUUUUUUAGGGAAAUACAGCAAGGUUCUGAGGAAAGUGCUACUUUAAUCUCUUGAUCAAGGACACACACACUGACUACAGAAUGUGUAGCUAUAAUGUAUGUAGGUCACUAUACAAUCCAGA
This is a messenger RNA of Entelurus aequoreus (snake pipefish), 2963 nucleotides long. Its product is annotated as cyclin-dependent kinase-like 2. Lineage: Eukaryota; Metazoa; Chordata; Actinopteri; Syngnathiformes; Syngnathidae. Gene Ontology annotation, molecular function: cyclin-dependent protein serine/threonine kinase activity; ATP binding. Gene Ontology annotation, biological process: protein phosphorylation. The record is from RefSeq and is a predicted model, not a curated record. Bases 97 to 2142 code for a protein of 681 amino acids. Gene Ontology annotation, cellular component: nucleus. The transcript is spliced from 9 exons.